Messenger RNA from Betta splendens (Siamese fighting fish), 3026 nucleotides. It is a transcript of the gene fa2h, whose product is annotated as fatty acid 2-hydroxylase. Gene Ontology annotation, cellular component: membrane; endoplasmic reticulum. Gene Ontology annotation, biological process: fatty acid metabolic process; lipid biosynthetic process. Gene Ontology annotation, molecular function: heme binding; iron ion binding; fatty acid 2-hydroxylase activity. The record is from RefSeq and is a predicted model, not a curated record. Lineage: Eukaryota; Metazoa; Chordata; Actinopteri; Anabantiformes; Osphronemidae.
AUGUCUGCCUCCACGGCCCCCCGGUCGUUCACGCAGAGGGAAGUGGCCCAGCACCGCACCAAGGACUCCUGCUGGGUGCUGCUGGGUACCAGGGUGUACGACGUGACCGCCUUCCUGCGGAUGCACCCGGGCGGCGAGGCGCUGAUCCUGCGCCGGUCGGGCAGGGACGUGAGCGGCGAGCUGGAGGGACCCCCGCACCGGCACUCGGAGAACGCCCGGCGGUGGUUGGAGCAGUACUACGUCGGGGAGCUGGAGGCGGAGAGCGGCCCCGACGAGGCUGAGCAGACUCUGAGAGAAAGGAGGAAGGAAAGGGAACAGACAGAAGGAAAGAUGCUGAAAGCCAGUGAGGAGGACGAGGAAGACCCAUACAAGCUCUGCAGCUCGGUGGACCUGGAGAAGGACUUGGUGGACUGGAAGCCCCUGGCCUGGCAGGUGGGCCACCUCAGAGAGAAAUAUGACGCGUGGGUUCACCAGCCGGUUGACCGGCCAAUCAGGCUGUUUGGAAAUCCUCUCUUGGAGGCCGGCACCAAGACUUCCUGGUACUGGGUACCAGUGGUGUGGCUUCCAGUCAUCUUUUAUUUCUGUUGGUAUUGCUACACCACCCUGCCUGAAGGCCCAGCCAGGAUAGCUCUGACGUCAGACAUCUCUGUCCCGGUCCAUAUGUCCAUUUUCCCAGUGUUAUUUCUGAUGGGCUGGAUCUUGUGGACGCUCAUCGAGUACUGCAUCCAUCGCUUUGUCUUUCACAUGAAACCACCAGCUCAUAAUUACUACCUCAUCACGCUGCACUUCCUGCUGCACGGGCAGCAUCACAAGUCUCCGUUCGAUGGCUCUCGCCUGGUCUUCCCUCCUGGCCUGGCUUCCUUAGUGGUGGGGAGUUUCUACGUGAUCCUCCAACACACCCUCCCAGAGAUCAUCAGCACGUCCGUGUUUGUCGGGGGACUCAGCGGCUACGUCGUGUACGAUAUGAUCCACUACUACUGCCACUAUGGCUCACCAAAGAGAGGCUCGUAUCUGUACAGCCUGAAGGCCUACCAUGUAAAACACCACUUUGAGCACCAGCGAUCAGGUUUUGGAAUUACCACCAAGUUUUGGGACUAUCCCUUCAACACAGUCAUACCUGAUGAGAAAUUCUGAAACGGGAGCAGCUUCCGGGACUUGUCUCCACCUUCCAUAGCAACCAACCCUGACCCUGGAACAACCGAGAUGCUUGUAGUUCACACUCUGUAGCCAUAGCUUCCCCACCAAGGAGGACGCUUUACACCUGAGGACUAAUCAGUCCAUUCAUGCCAUAACUCAUAUUAACCUGCUCUUUGAUUUCAGCCACCAACACCAACAUUUGCCUGUGUCCUCUGUUCCACUAUUUAUAAAUAAAUCCACAUCUGUUACUGCUGCAUGCCAACUGCAUCAUAAUAUUUAUCUGAAAGACACACAUACAGAUGAAUAAUGCAAAAUGCACAUGUUUGUCUUUUGAUAGUUAUGUUGCAGUUUGAUUCCAAGGAUUCCUGCUGUGGAUCCUGUCCAUCAUAGUCGUAGUGCCCAAAUGGCCUUCAACCUGUGCAGCAGCAUCAUAACACACCGUUCACUCACACUGUAGCUUCCGUCCGAGCGACAGAGAAGGAAAAGGAAGUGAGAGAGAGUAGGUGAAUGUGGAAUAUAGUUUGAGUAGAGCACUGUGACAGAAGGUGUGUGUGUGUGGAUACUAUGUAAGUCAGAGAGAAUUGUCAAACACCAGAUGGAGUAACUUAGGUAAACCCGUCUUUAACCUGCUGCUUGAACGUUCCUCGUGUCCUCAGUGCAGCCGUCCUCUCCCGUGCUCUGCUACGCUGCUAUGCUGGUACGCUCUAGCACAGCUCAGGUUGGAACUGUCUACUCCAACAUAGUCCUAAUGUAGUGUUUUUAACAGUGGAGCGCAAAAAACCAAACUUGCACACAGAAGUGAUUUUGCCAUUGUGUACUAAUGUGACUCAUGUAAGGCAGAGUUUUUAAUGUUCAGAGCAACUGUGGAGAUUUAUUUUUGCAGUAAUUUGUUCUUUCUAUCUUUAAUAACACAACAAAAAAAUAUGUAAAAAGCUAUUUUGUAAGAUGCAUUGUACAUAAGAGGAGAUCCUUUUAAUUGCGACAGCUUUUACGUGUGCAGAUAGUGUCGGUAGCCUGAUUGUACAGUAGGUACACUAUGUUGUCAUGGUGACAGUGUGACAGAGUUGAAGUCAUGAAGCCGGCCUGUGGAACCUCCUGCUGUGGGGAUGUCGGGCUCCUAACGAGCUGCGGGACCCGCCUUGCUGGGUCCUGGUGCGUUGGGGCCUGCAGAUCCCUCAGGAUGACGAUCUAUGAAGCAUCUGACUGGACAGCAGCAGGACUGGCGGAUCCUCACAGUGUCUCCUUCAAACACCAGACAGCACUGAUGACUAGAGCAGAACAAACUAUUUUCAUACAUGAUUGAAGAUUAAGGAUGCUGCAGCACAGACUCACACUUGUGUAAUAUUAUAUAAAUACAUUCUUAUGUAAAAUAACAUCUAUUUUACAAAAUGUCUACUUGUGAAAAGAGUAAAAUAAUGAUAAUGCACUGAUGAGAUUUGCAAGUUUCUCUACGAUGCAACAGUAAUUCUUGAGGUUUAAACUAAAGCCAAAAUGCAUAAUAAAUGUCUUUUAUUUGAAUUGAAGUUCCACCAGGACUCGGUGCCCGGUGGGUACGACCCACAGAACCGUAUACAGUCUGUAUACGGUACUAAUCUGUCUGUACCCAUGAAGGAAAGGGCAGCGAGCGUAAUUAUGACCACGAUGAGAUUGUAGAUAAGUGUAAUGCCUGUGAUUGUGACAGCUGCUCGACAACGUGAAACCGCUUCGCCUGUCGGAGUAACACUGAUAUGAAUCAGGCGAAAGCUUCAGCUGAUCACUGUGAUUCUGAUUCCUGCGAAACAAUGCGGGGUUAAAUAAUGUUUCCUAAAUGUGUUUACUUUAAUAGAACUUUGUAUUUUGGAAUUCUAAAUGCCUGUUUGUAAAUAAAUGUCUCUAUGUUUCUGUCUGUA